AUGAUUCGAGAAGUAAAAUCUUAUUAUUUAACAACAUCAAGGAUUACUCAUUUUAUUCUUGAGUGUGAAUCUCAUAAUGGAAUUCCUAUUGUUUUUGUUCAUGAUAUUUUAUCCAGCUCGCGCUUUUUCAAAGAGUUAAUGCAAAGAAUGCCACCGAAUUAUCACUGCUAUGCUUAUGAUUUACGAGGAUUUGGCAGAUCUCAAUCACUCCCACUGGAUGCAACUAAAGGGCUUGAUGAUUUUUCUGACUCUCCUCCAGAGACAAAAUAAACUUAAUUCUAGAAAAAGCCUCCAGAUCAUUAUAAGAGCAAAAAAUAUUUUAAAUUUAGAUAAUACUUUUACAAUCUUUUAUAAAUUCAAGUAUUUAUUAAAUUAUUUACGUUUUUUGCAAGCUUCCUUUAAAUUUGCCCAAAAAAUUAAUAAGAAUUAAUAAAGAUUUUCAUCCGUUUCCAAGAGGGAGUGAAGAUCUUCAAAGUUUGAUCGAAUCUCUCAAUCUGAGGAGAACACACUUAGUAGGCUGAGGUCUUGGAGGGGCAGUUAUAAUGAAAUACUCAAUAAAUCACAGCGACCGUAUUUUAUCACUUACAUUAGAGUCACCAAUAAGUCCUUAUGGCCUAUUCGGUACGAAGCAAGAAAAAGGGAUCCCGAUUUUUUCAGACUAUUCUGGCUCUGGUAUUUUUCCAAUUGCUAGACGUAUACAAAAUAGCAUUGAAAACAGAAUUGACAAUAAUGAUCAUUUUUCCAUGAGAAAUUUCUUCAAAUAUAUCACAUGCUUUCCUGAGUAUUAUUCAAUUGAUGAAGAAACUGAAAAUGAAUAUAUAAAUGAAAUAUUUUUGAUAAAAAUUGGGGAUGAUUUCUUCCCAGGAAAUAAUAAGGAGUCUGAAAAUUGGCCAGGGUGGUGUCCUGGAGACAAAGGGAUCUUUAAUGCAAUUUCUGGGAAGUAUCAUAAUGUGGAGGAGAUCAUAAAUUUAAAUGAAAAACCACCUAUUUUGUGAAUAAGGGGAGAAGAAGAUGCAGUAAUCUCAGACAAAAGCUUAUUAGAUCCUAUACACAUGGGAAUUUCUAAUAUAAUUGAGGGCUAUCCUGGGAAAGACGAGUACCCAUAUCAGCCAAUGAUAAAGCAAAUGAAGUACGUGAUUGAUAAGUAUAGAGAAAGAAAUGGAAAAGCGAUUAUAGCAAUUUUGGAGCAUUGUGGUCAUGCACCUCAUAUAGAAAAAGAUAACUGAUUCCUAACUUCCCCCCUCUCUGAACGGAAUAACUAUUGGAAAAAUCCCUAUUGUUUACCCAAAAUCUACCUUCUGUCAGCAAACAACAAUUUAUUUUUGGCAUCAAAAUUUUUUUAUGAAAAAAAUGUUUUUUGAUAUAUAAAUGAUUAUUAUUAUUAUAAUGAAAUAUUUAGCUAAUCCUGGUUAAUUUUAAUCGAAUUGCAUUCUAAAACAUAGAUUUCACAAAUUAAAUGAAUAUUCGCUAUCCAAUUUUUGAGAAUUGAGUUUUUUUUAAUUUCGAAAAAAAUUUUACUAUAAAUUUAUAUAUAAAUUUUGCUAUAAAAAAAAAUAAACCCCUAUCUAUAAGCGAACAAAAUUUUUUUUGCCGGCCCAAGGAGGGUUGAGUAAGCGUUUUGAUGAUGUUUCUGAGCAAUAGUGAUCAUUUAAUUUUAUAUAAUUAA
This is a messenger RNA of Blepharisma stoltei, 1666 nucleotides long. Lineage: Eukaryota; Ciliophora; Heterotrichea; Heterotrichida; Blepharismidae. The record is from the annotation of a GenBank genome assembly.